Messenger RNA from Quercus robur (English oak), 996 nucleotides. RefSeq names its product (+)-cis,cis-nepetalactol synthase NEPS3-like. Bases 1 to 975 code for a protein of 324 amino acids. Gene Ontology annotation, molecular function: oxidoreductase activity. The transcript has 2 exons. The record is from RefSeq and is a predicted model, not a curated record. Lineage: Eukaryota; Viridiplantae; Streptophyta; Magnoliopsida; Fagales; Fagaceae.
AUGGCACACUCGAACUCCACAUCUUCAAGCAAUAAGUUCCAAGGGAAGGUGGCCAUAAUCACCGGAGGAGCAAGUGGCAUGGGUGAGGCCACGGCGCGCCAAUUCGCCGCUCAUGGCGCACGAGCCAUUCUUGUCAAUACUUCACCGAUCAGUCACUUGACUCAAACAAAACAAAAUGGCAGACUCCACCUCUUCAAACAACAAGCUCCAAGCAAGGUGGCCAUUAUCACCGGAGGCGCAAGCAGCGUGGGCGAGGCCACGGCUCGCGAGUUCGUUACUCAUGGCGCACGAGCCAUCGUCAUCGCCGACAUCCAAGACGAGAAGGGCCAAAACGCCGUCGUGUCCAUCGGCUCCAAUGUAUGCACCUACGUACACUGCGAUGUCAGCGACGAGGAACAGGUCAAGAACUUAGUAGAGUCCACGGUUAAAGCAUACGGAUGCUUGGACAUCAUGUUUAGCAACGCAGGCGUGGGGAAAUCGACCCACGCGUGCGAUCAGACCAUGCUGGACAUGGACUUGUCGGCUUACGACAAGCUCAUGGUGGUGAACGCGCACGGAGCGGCGGUGUGUGUGAAGCACGCAGCGAGGGCGAUGGUGGAAGGGCACGUGAGGGGGAGCAUCGUUUGUACGGCGAGCAUAGGGGCGAGUGUUGGCACCGAGAAGUUGGUCGACUAUGUGAUGUCGAAGCACGCGGUGCUGGGGUUGGUGAGGUGCGCGAGCUUGAAGCUAGGCGUGUAUGGGAUACGCGUGAAUUGUGUUUCACCAGGACCAGUUGGGACGCCAAUGUUGAAGGACAUUUUGGGGUAUGAAAAUGAUGAGGAAGUGGAUAAGGUGGUAGAGUCGAGUUAUACUUUGAAAGGUGGGGUGGUGAGACCCAAAAAUGUGGCUGACGCUGUGGUGUUUCUUGCUUCUGAGGAUUCCCAGUUUGUCACUGGCCAUAAUUUGGUUGCGGAUGGUGGGAUUCCUAGAGUUUAGAAUUCGGCUAAGUAAUCCAUU